CAUUGCGUCACAUCGUGAAUCAAUAUGGCUCCGUUCGUUUCCCUCUGAGGAGCCUCUUGCGGCAGGAGUUUUUUCAACAAAUUUCUUUUGAAGCGAAAACACAAACACGGUCUUUUUCAAUUUAUUAGCAGCAGUGAGUGAUACAUGGGACGAUGGAACCUCUCUUUGCAUGUUCCCGCUGUUUCACCAAGCAUCCUUUUGAUGAAUUGUCUCAAGGAAAGCAAUUGUGCAAGGAGUGCAGAGGCUCUUAUCCAGUUGUGAAAUGCACAUACUGCAGAACAGAAUUCCAACAAGAAAGCAAAAAUAGCACAACAUCUGUGUGCAAGAAGUGUGAGCAGAAUGUCAAGACUCAUGGACAACCUUCAGCAUGUGUGUAUUGCAACACAAUUGCAGCCUUUGUGGGUGAUAAGUGUGAUCGUUGUAUACAUCAUGAGCGAAAGUAUGGACCUCCAAAGACUUGUGGCCAGUGCAAGCAAAGAUGUGCCUUUGAUCGUAGAGAAUCUAACAAGGUGGAUGGGAAACUCUUGUGCUGGCUGUGCAUGCUCUCGUAUAAAAGAGCAUUAGCCAAGACGAAGCAAACUGAUCCAACAAGGCAUUCACACGUGAGAACAAGCAAGAGUGCAUUAGCAGCAGCUGAGUCAGAUCCAGUCAUCUCUGAUCAUCUUGUGGCCAUUGCUCAGUUGAAGGAGGAGAUAGCUGCCCUUAACAAGCAACUUGGCCUUAAGGAUGCCCAGCUCAGAGAGAAAGAUAAACAGAUCACAGAGUUGAAAGCAUCCCAGUUGUCAGUGGAGCAGGAAUUGAGACGGAAACUGCGAGAGCAUGUGAAGGCCCAUGAAGUUCGAGAAGAUGAACUGGUAUCCCGUGUGAAAAUACUACAAAAGCAAGUGGCUUCUUUAUCAAAGAACAAGAGCAAGGGAUCCAAUAGCAACAGUCCUUCCAUCACUUGAGUUCACCACCUCCAAUAUCAUAGGAUAGGAUCUUCCCUCAGAAAGUUGUAGUCAAUUCCUGCUCCAUUCCCUGUUUCACCGAAAAGUGUGACUAAUGAUGCUAUUCUUCAGUAACUUUCUGGGAAAUGUGCUGGUGUCACAUUCAUGUUUUUUUUAUUUAUAACAUACCAGAUCAGAGAUUUUGUGGCAAGGAGGAAAGACUUGAACUUCAUGCCAAAGCUUUUUUUAAUUACAUCAUCAGUUGUUCCUAGCUUCUUGCACUAAGGUGAGAAGAAGACAGUUCUCUCUUUUUUUUUUUUUUUUUUACUCCCUUUUU
Molecule: messenger RNA, 1263 nt
Organism: Darwinula stevensoni
Lineage: Eukaryota; Metazoa; Arthropoda; Ostracoda; Podocopida; Darwinulidae
Source: the annotation of a GenBank genome assembly